Messenger RNA from Aspergillus clavatus NRRL 1, 693 nucleotides. RefSeq lists its product as uncharacterized. NCBI's taxonomy places the organism in Eukaryota, Fungi, Ascomycota, Eurotiomycetes, Eurotiales, Aspergillaceae. The record is from RefSeq and is a predicted model, not a curated record. Bases 1 to 693 code for a protein of 230 amino acids. The transcript is spliced from 3 exons.
AUGACUCCCGGACUUACUCCUCUCAAACAGCCCAUCGCGCUGCGCACAGAAUACCUGGCCUCCAACACGACCAAAAUCCGGGUUAAACAGCACAGCAUACGCUGGUCAUCCGGCAACUUCACCGUCUCGACCGUUCCGACCGACGGUUCCCCCGCCGAGACUCUCUUCACCAUCGAUGGAGACUUUGGUUCCUGGAGUCAGCGACGGCAUGUUCAAGACGCAUCUGGUCUGCCGCUCUUUGAGAUCUCCCGCAAGAAACUCGGUGUGACCUGGUUCGUUCACCUACCGGGCAGCAAAGAGAGAGACAAUGCGCAGCCCAUAGCAACGAUCGUUCCCCAGUGGCACGCCUUGAAGGAUAAGUUCGACAUCCACUUCAAGAAUGCGGCUGGCGGGGACGCCGACCUGGUUCUGAACGUGCGCGGUCAGGAUAUCUGGAAGUGCAAAACACAUGUGUACCAUGGAGACGUAUUGGUCAUGACUUCGAAGUUGGCCGACAUGGUGUCGGUUUACAUCCCAGGUAAAGGGCCAAAUUGGGAGCUAGAGGUUGCUGAGGGAAUGGACCUUUCACUGGCAUCGCUAGUUGGAGUUCUCCUAGCCACUCUGCUGUACCAGAGCAGCUACAAAGGCACAGCACCAGAGUCGUCCGGCAAACAUCCUGCCCUUGGGGGCAAGGAGAAAGAACCACUGCCGUAG